CUCUCGCUGCGUGGCUGCUGUAUAGCGUAUCUCAUAUAGCUUAAGAAAAUAUCCGUUUGUUUAAUACCCGUCGCGAUUGUUGUUUCGCAUUGUCAACCACCGGUGUUCGUUAUCAUGAAGCUGAGGAAUUCGAUAAUCGCGCUUUUCCUGUGUUUGGCCUGCGCCGCCAGCGCUGAAAUUACCCACGAGGACAUCAAGGACGCCAUGCUGAGCCUCGUGCACAUGAUGCGCGAGAACACGGAGAAGCUUGAGCGCCACGAAGCCCGUGACCGUCAGACCGCCGAGCAGCUGAAAAAGUCGAUGGCACUGCUGGUCAAGCGCAUGUCCACCGUGGACGGCCUCAAGGCCUACAUCGAGAAGCUCGAGGAUCGCGUGGCGGGCGUCGAGCAGCUGAUCCAGCAGAAGGACGAGCGCGAGCGCAUACAGCUGCAGAAGACGGCGGACACCGUCGAGGACCUCGAGAGCAGACUGGAGGGCUGGGCCACGGAGAUCGAGACGAAAGUGAUCGAGGGCACGAACAAGGCCAACGCGGCGAUCGUCGACAGGUCGCCCGACAUACUGGCCCGGAUCGAGGCCAGCGAGACCAAGCUGAACGAUCGGGUGCAGAGGCUCGAGGACGCGUUCGCCGGCUGGUUGGCUGGAUUGCCCGUCGAGGUGCAAACGAUCGGCGCGAAGAUCAAAGAGGUCUCGGAUCUGCUGUCGAAAUUGGACGGCCAAGCGAGCCUCAAGGAAUCGAGCCGCGACGCCGCCUCGGCGGUCUCCUCGGCUUCCGUCGACGAGCAGGUUCGAAUUCUCAGGAGGCUGCAGGAUCUGCUGGAGAACACCCUGGAACAAGUUCGCAAUAUGCCCAGAAUCAGCGAGCUGCACACGAUGCACAACGAGACGCAAAUGUCGCUCCAGGAAGCGCGACACGCCCUGAAAGAUGCCAUCGUGGUGGGCAACGAGCGUAUCGAGUCCCGUAUGAACGAGAACAAGGAGGAGUCGAGGGAUAAAAUGACUUCUCUGAAAUCGGACAUGGCGAACAACGCCGAGCGCAUCAGCCAGGAGCUGCACGACCUGGGCAAGAGCCAGGGCGUCAUGGUCGAGAUGGCCGACCACGUGCUCGAUACCAAGAAGCGCCUCGAGCACGCCUACAAGAUCAUACGCGAGGUGGGCGAGCUCGUGCAGGCCCAGGGCCACAACAUCAAUCGCACCCUCAACUCGCGCUUCGACGGCAUCAGCAACGACAUCAUGGACAAUCAGAACGGCGCCCUGGCCAAUCUCACCGUCAAGAUGGAGCAGGAGAUGAACCAGGUCUGGCGACAGAUCAACGUCAUGUACCAGCAGAUGAUGGAGAGCGCCAAGGCCCUCGACAAGCUGCAUGAGCAGAACGAGGCUUACGUGAACGGCACGACCUCCACCAUGGACGGAAUGGAGAGCAAGGUCGGCGAGAUAACGAAGCGAAUGAGCGAGGUCGACACAAACCUGAACUAUCUGCUCGGCCGACUGUCGCUGGUGACGCAGGAGUUCAAUCAGAUCAAGACUGGCCUCGGCGCGGCCCUCGACAACAUCAAGGAGUCCUUCAAGGCCGUCCAGGAGAAGGCCAACGAGUUCAGCAGCGGCGAUCCGGGACCGCAUCCGCUGCCCCAGGACUACAGGGAGCCCGACGCCGCCGUCGAUCAGUCCCAGGACCCAGCCAUGGUCAAUCUGCCCGAGGGAAGGCGUUGAUGAGAAGUCUCCGAUUUACGUAUACUAAUAUUUAUAAGCAAAUAUUUUUUAAGCGAUAUCUCUCAGACUUAUUAUUGUUAAUUUUUAACGACGAUAGUGUGUACUUUAUAAGUAUAAGUUUGUGUAAACUUUUUACCGCCUCUUUUUUUACUGUAAAAAAUAUGAUAAAUUGUAUUGAUGAAUAAUGAUAAUAAAAAAAAA
Messenger RNA from Trichogramma pretiosum, 1908 nucleotides. RefSeq lists its product as uncharacterized. Bases 115 to 1707 code for a protein of 530 amino acids. Gene Ontology annotation, cellular component: plasma membrane. NCBI's taxonomy places the organism in Eukaryota, Metazoa, Arthropoda, Insecta, Hymenoptera, Trichogrammatidae. The record is from RefSeq and is a predicted model, not a curated record. The transcript has 7 exons.